GAACAUAAUGAUGGAGGUGUUGGUGUUGGAAUAUUGUGUCCUGCGCGAAAUUUACUUGUAAAUUCGGAUGAUGUGUUUUUUGAGUGAAAUUGGAGUGAUGUGAAAGUGUAUAUGUUAAGCUAAAGAUUUUGUGCAGUUACAGUGUGUUCAAAUGAAAUAUCGUGAUGUAAAAUGGUUUGCAAAAUCACGAGUAGUUUGGGCCCGGGUCCUACCUAUCUGAAAAGCAGCCAUUUGGAGUGCUGAUCAGUAUUGCUUUAAUUGACAAGUUUUCACAUUAUGCAGAAACGCGAUCCUAGAGAAAAUAAUAAAGAUAAAGAAACGGGUGACGUUAAUGCUAAAAGAAGAUCAAGUCUAGCUACCAGAAGCGCCAUGCAUUCCAGUCGGCAUAGUGUCUCUAGCUCAGCAGGAGUUCUUAUGGUUGGACCAAAUUUUAGAGUAGGGAAGAAAAUAGGAUGUGGCAAUUUCGGGGAGUUGAGACUAGGAAAAAAUUUAUACAACAACGAGCAUGUUGCCAUAAAAAUGGAACCUAUGAAGUCGAAAGCACCCCAGCUUCACCUCGAGUACAGGUUCUACAAACUCCUAGGGACCCAUGUGGGCCGGUUCGGGGUGGCGAGGCCCGAGGACUUCCCGGCGGGAUUUGCGGCGGUCUACACGUAUGGCAAGACAAGUGAUGGCAACUUCAAUGCCCUCGUACUAGAGCUGCUCGGACCCACACUCGAGGACUUGUUUUGCAUGUGCAAUCGUACAUUCUCGCUCAAAACCAUCCUGAUGAUCGCCAUACAGCUUCUCCACAGAAUAGAGUACGUCCAUGGCAGGCACCUCAUUUAUCGGGAUGUCAAACCGGAAAACUUUCUAAUAGGGAGGAGCAGUACGAAAAAAGAUAAAAUAAUACAUAUUAUAGACUUUGGACUAGCCAAGGAAUACAUAGACCUAGAGACAAAUAAACAUAUCCCAUACCGGGAACACAAGAGCCUGACCGGCACCGCCAGGUACAUGAGUAUCAACACCCACUUAGGCAAAGAACAAAGCCGACGGGAUGACCUGGAGGCACUGGGACACAUGUUCAUGUACUUCCUGAGAGGCUCACUGCCGUGGCAGGGACUGAAGGCGGACACACUGAAAGAGAGGUACCAGAAGAUCGGGGACACCAAGCGAGCCACCCCCAUCGAGGUGCUGUGCGAGGGCCAUCCCGAGGAGAUGGCGACGUACCUGCGGUAUGUGCGGCGGCUGGACUUCUUCGAGACGCCAGACUACGAGUACCUGCGCAAGCUAUUUCAAGACCUAUUCGAGAGGAAAGGCUUUGUUGACGACUCUGAGUUCGACUGGACGGGCAAAACCAUGCCAAGUAACAUUGACGCUUUACGGCUUUUACGCAAUGCUCCGCCAUCUCAUAUUGGCAAAACCAAAUCCGACAAGUUUGUCAGUGAAACGCAUAAGAUCCAUAAACACCAGCGCUUAUCCUUCCUUCCUCUACUUAAUCCCUUCCUGGAACCUCUGGUUAUAAACAAGGGGUCAACGCCAGUGGGGUCUCUGCAAACCAACCAGGAGGUAUUUGUCCACAAAAUGCCUGCCACUGCCGCCAAGGAAAGGGUGAAAGGUAUGGCCGUCUGGUCUGACGUCUCGAAGCAGCCCUCCCACACUCUCGGCAACCUCACCCCUGCUGACAGACACGGCUCUGUACAGGUUGUGAGCUCAACGAACGGAGAGUUGGCCAACGAUGACCCAACGGCAGGACACUCCAACACUCCCAUCACGCAGCAGACUGAGGUCGAGAUCGUGGACGAGACCAAAUGCUGCUGUUUCUUCAAGCGCAAGAAGAAGAAAGGCACGCGCGGGAAGUGACUAGCCGUCGUGCAGUGCAGUCCGGAGCGCGAGGCGGUCACACUACUGCGCGCCACCAGUCAGUCCAACUCGAGAGAUAGCGUCCUGAACCCUGCCGUCACGUGAGUCGUCACCAUCGCAGUAGUCACAGUCUUGCCACAUCGUCGCAGACAGACGAGUGUCCCGCCACAGUCACCGACAAAGUGGUCACUUUUGUACCCUAAACAUUUUAAAACCAGGAUCACCAGUUUAGUUCAGAUCUCCUUCUGUACCAUUUAAUCGACUGUUUGAAUCUAUACAUGCAAACUAAUGUAAUUGGUAAAUAAAUAAACAUUGUGUAACAAACUGUAAAGUUGUGAGGAACCGUAAACUGAGCAAUUUUAAGGUACUCAAUGUAAAAAAAAAACAUAAUCGUAAGGCAUAAUAUGUACAAGAAUUGUUGAAUGGUUAGAACAUAACUGAGAAUGUAAUAUUAGUGGUUUUAAUAAAGAGGAAAUUUGAAUUGUUAUAUUUGUCAAGGAAUUUAUUAUCUCGGAAAUGUAUUUAUUUCUUGUACACUUUGUUUCAUCAUGUGUUCCAGUUAUUACAUAAUUUUCUUAUUACAUUUUAUUUUUUGAUUGUUUUCUUGGAUUGAGAAGGGUUUUGUGUUAUGUGGUAUUUUUUAUAUAACGUCAGAAAGUAUUUCUCGCCAUUGUUAUGGUGCUAUAUAAGACUCUGGUUGAGUAUGAUUAACAUAUUUAUUGCCCUGAAAUCGAAAAUUAAAAUUGUUGUCACUGGUUAUUUUUGUUCAGCUAAGUGUUACAAUAUAAGUGUUUGUAACUUACCUUGUUAAUUUGUUAAGUAAUUUGUCUGCUAUAAUUUUAACUAAUUACAGUAAUAAAAAUCAAUUGAGGUUUUCAAUCUCUUUGUUUUGGUGUCUUAUUAAACUGUAUUAACUUUAAAAUUAUGGUAUAACAUUUGUAAAUUAAAUCAAAUUAUUUGUAGAGUAAAAGAAUGCACUGUGAAAUUCCAGUCCGUAUGUGGUUAUAACAAUAUAUCUUUUCUAGCAGAUUUUUGUAUUAAAAGAUUGAUGAUAUUUAAAAAAAAAAUGUAUAGGACUGCAAAGAGAAGUAAUAUAGCAGUGUUUGAUUAAUAUAUUUGAUGAAUAAUGACUAAACUAAUCAUUCUUAUUAUUUAAAUUGUAUGGCAUGCGUUACAAUUAAAAUUCAUGUAAAAAAUUCAUUUUAAAAAUAACAUAUUGCAAUUGUGAAAAAAAUCAAUGGAUCAUGUCUUUAUAAAUAAGCAAAUUUGACUUACAUCAUUUUUAGAUCAUUUGCCAUAAACUCAUAAGAUUUUAUUUGUGUAUUGUUACUAUUCAAUUAUUUUAUUUUAACUGAAUGUAGUGAAUGAAAGCAAUCCUGGAUUAAAUUGUAAUCUGUAUUUUUUCACUUCCUGGUAACUUGACUCCAAGCAAUUAUUGAGUUCUCCAGAAUAUGGUUUUUAAUGUAUAGCCUAUUGUAAAUACGAUAAUUAAUGAUACUCCUAAACUCGUAGAGCUCCUGAAACCGUGAGUCUGGAAAUUGAUGAAUCUUGAAACAAUUCGUUCACUACGGUAUGGAAUAUUACAUUUGAAACUGUCUGAUUUGGCAAAAAUUAUAUGAGUAGCAUUAUUCAUGUGGACUGAACGGUAUACCCAGGAUGGUUUUGUAAAAAGACAUAAUUUUGUUAUAUUUCGAAUACAUUCUGUAAUGUAAUAAAAUAUAAUGAUUGUUGCAAGCUUUGUGAUGUGAUGGCUGGGAGUGGUCUGUUGCUGUGUAUAGUUCCAUUCAUUUUGGCUGCCUCUUGUACAUACAAUCCUGUAUAUAUUUUGUUACAUACUGAUUUUUGUGUUGAGAUUAUUAGUCAAUUAAUCACGUAAAACAGUUGCGGUCAGCUUUGUCACUGCUUUAAUGUCAAGUUAAACCUUAGUGUAUAACAUUCUCUGAACUGUGUUACUCCUCGGUUAAACUGAUGAGGAUAUUAGGUCAGUGCUGGACAUAUGAUAGUUUUAAAUCGAUUAAACUAGUAUUUUUAUGUUGCUUUGGACAAUUUGGUUCAUCAUCGGUUUUAUUCAUUUUAAUUUGAUCUAUUUUGUUGGUUUAAAACUCAAAUCACCUUAGCAUAUUGUAGUAGAGUAUAAAACACCACAGUCUUUCAAUUUUUUUCCAAUUUGUUUUUUAAUGGAUUCAGUUAAAACUGGUCUUUUAAAGUUUUUUUAUCAAUUUAAUUUGUAAUAAAACCUCUAAGCUAUAUAUAUUUUAACCAAAAAAUAUUCAACAAACUUUUGUUUUGUUUUGUAAAAUUAAUAUUUAUUUAUAACUAAUUUUAUCGUUUCAUUAUUUGUAUUGUAUAUUAGUGUUUAAACAUUAUUAAAUAAAAACUUGGUCCUUUACUUUCAAUCAAAUUUGCUAUUGCAGUGAGUGUUACAAAUUGAGAAAUUUAACUAAUCAUUCUCCAUUUUAUUUUAUGGACAGUCAUUGACAGCAGUUACAAUGGGUAAUUUUUGAAGUUUCUUUAAUUUCAAAUAGCUUGUUAUUAUGUGAUGGGAGAUCCAAUAUUUGAAUAUAUUUUUAGACGCCCACAGUAAAAUUGGUUUUUGCAGCCAACAGUCAUAAUAUACACCUGUUAACUGUUUUUUAUUACUGGGUUAUUAACUAAACUGCCAUAAAACUAGUUGUUGUGAAACAUAUAAGCUUCAUGAAACAUGAAAAAUACUGAUGUUUUCAGCUUAUAAGUUUUUAACCUCUAUAUAAUUGCUGAUUAGCUAAUAACAUAACUGCUAAUAAAAAUAACAAUGACAUAUGAGUAGUGUAAUUUUCAUGUUAACAGUCAUUACUAAAUUUCCAUAAAAGGUAGGAAUUUCAAACUUUGUUCCAUUUUGCUAACAUAUAAAUUUGGUUUAAGUCUUUGUAUAUAAAAAUAAUAUAAAGUAAUGUUCAGUAUACUGUAUACAUUAUAAACAUAUCAAAUUUUAAAAAUUAAUUUUACUUCUGAUUUAAUUUUUUAUAGGGUUAUCAGAUUAAAAUAGUAAUUUUACCUGAAAGUUUACACUACCACAAUAGAUGUGAGUUUCUCAUGAAAAAUACAAAUAUUAUUUAACAGCUAAUAGUAUACGAGUAUAGAACUUAUAUUAUUUCACUUCUCUAAAAGUUAGGAACAUAAAUGUUUUCAUUAGGUAAUUAAUUUAUCAAUUUAGUUUAUGAUGGUGUAUGUAAAAAUACCAUAGAGCUAUUAAAGACCCUUGGAGCAAUUGGAAAAAAUGUUUAAAUAGUACUAAAUGUUAAUAAAAAAUAAUUUUCCCACAUUUAUUUUUGGACGAGGCUUGUCGAAACCAAAGAUUUCAUCAUCAGGUGACUCCAAAAAUUGGAUUGGCGUCCAAUUAUUUCCAAUAAAUAUUGUGGCAUUUACACUAGGGUCUAGGGCUAAAUUUAAUCAUAAAGUUAUUUUCAUACAAUUGAUUUUAAAAAGUUUUAUGUUCAAACAUUUUAAUUUUUUUUUAAUAUACAAAUGUAAAAAGGUUAGUAUGACAGUUAGUUUGAACAUCCAAAGUAACACAUACUUUUAUCAAUAUUAACAAAGGCAGAAGUUUAUGGUAUCAAACACAAAAGUUGAAGCUCCUAUGUUAAAAAUUAUACAAUGUUUAACAUAACAAAAUCAGUAUAGUCUUAAAUUUUAGAGUACACUACAAAUAAAAAAAUUUACUUUAAAUAGAAAUAUUUAAUUUAUGUAAUAAUUGCAUACCUUAAAAGUAAAAAAAUCAAACAAAUCAAUAUUAAAAUAUGUUUACAAAAGCUCUUUAAAGUUCUAUCAAUGUUAAAACAAUGGAGAGUAGUUUUUUAAACUAGUAGAUUUUUUUCUAAAGGUGAUUUUGAAGUUUUACAUUUUUGUUACUCCCUAUUAUUUGUGUAUGACUUUACUUACAAGACAUUGAUUGGGUCAUAAUAUUCUCUUUGUUCAUGCUAUUCAAAUUAAUUACUAUAAAAUACUUUAAUACAAAUGUUUUACAAGGUUAUUUUUGCCUAUUUUUUAUUGUAACAAGUUCAUGUGCUUAUUUAUUGUUAGUUUCAAUCAAUAGAAAACUAUGUAUUUGGUAUAAAUUAAGUUUUGAGUCCUGUGAAAUGUUAACUAACCCCUUAACUGCUGUGUACACGUAUAUAUAUCUUCAGCUGUCUAGCCAUCUGAGUUACUCAUGCUUGAUGCAUUCCGAUGGUGCUCGGGUUAUUUCAAGUUUCAUUAUUGUUGCCUCAUUCUCUUUCUAUCUCGUAAUUUUAUUAUACCAAUUGCUGACGCCUCAUGAAUAACUAGUGCUACUUAUUAGAUAGAAUUAGCCUUUUUUAUUGUUAAACGCAUUUGGAAAGUUGUAUUGUUCAUUACACAUCUUGUUACGACGUGUACAAAUUUUAUUUUAUUCAUACAAAACAAUAGUAUAAUGCAUAUUCUGUAAAAAUGAAAAAUCCAGAAGUGAUUUGGUGUCUGUAAAUGAAGCAGUUAAGGGAUUAAGGAAGGGAAAUGGAUUUGUAGUUUUUAAAACAAUCUGUACUAAUUCUUAUAAUAAGUUGGUCAGUUAUCAUCAUACCUGUUACAUUGUGGUGAAAGGGCAGUGGCAGCAGUAUAUACGAGCCGAAUCGGACGGCCUAGUGCUAACCUGACAACUAUUUACAAAUAAAUCUAUUUUUGUUAUCCGGACACUUGGGUUUGAUUUAGUGAUCUCUAAACGCAAACGUUGUGGUGUGUUUGCUGACUGUAAGAGCGUGCGAGUGCGUGCGUUCUCUCCUAUCUCGCCUUUAAAUCAAUUAGUGAGUUUUGUAAUUAUGUAAAUCUUGUUCUAUUGUUAGGUUAUUUAUAUAUAUUUGUAACUAUUGUUUUAGUACUAAAUUAUGGAUUUUAAUUUCCCUGUUGAUGUCUAUCUACUAUGAGACAGCUUCUUGUGAUAGUUUUAACAAAUCAAAAUGAUUCAUGUUUGGUGCAAAAAUAAACUUCUGUGAAGAGUUUCAGUUGACACAGACUCGUUGUGGGUUUGGUUCCAGCGGUUGUAUUUACACAGUGUACGAUUACUAACUAGUGUUAUCGACAAUGUUCUGUCUGAAUUUAGUAUAAAAUACAGAUAUAUUUUGUAACAUAUAAUACUCUACCCCCUUACUAUCUUAUAUCCAAAUUACCUAGAGUUUAAUGACAAAAUAUGAAUAGUGUAAUUUUUGUAAACUAUUAAUUUGACUUUUAAUUGCCACACUAUGGACCGUUGACAAGUAUGCAUGAAUAUCAGCUUUCAGAAGAGAAACUGCUUUGGUUCUUACAAAUGGUGAGCUUUGAAUUUAAAACUCAAUUUUUUGCUUAACAAACAUAAUAUUAACUUCACUGAAAUUUAUUUUUACAACAAAGACAGAGGAGUGCGAGUGAAAGUUUGCGACAAGAUAUUGUGAGAUAAUAGUGUUUUUUUUUUAAUCUAAAGUAUGGAAGUUGUGAGGAAAAUGCUGUUGGCUAUUUUGUCAAAAUAAAAGUAAUACUUUAAUAGCGUCUGUUUGGUUCUAAAUGUUUUAAAUUUACGUCUUCCAAAUUAAGUGGUCUCUGACAAAGACGAGUAAAAGUGUUGAAUAAAUCAUUUUAAUUAUUGAUUUACCCACAAUUAAUAACAUUUCAAAAUAAUAAUGUCACACAAAAAUUCAGUAUGUUCUCGUUCAACACUACUUGUGUGAUAUCACAUGCAAGUGGUGACGGAUGCUCUGUUUCGAACCAAAUAACUCGCACACCUCUAAAAACCCAACCAAGCGUUGUAAAAUGAAGACCUUGUAAAUAAGAAAAUUGGUCCAAGUUGUAAGAUACUACUGGGGUGUGAUCCCAGACCAGUCUACCGUCGCGACUCACGCUCGGUCGCACAGUGGACAGCUGACUGUAAUUAUUGCUAGUUAUUAUGUUUAACAGCUGAUGCGCAUUAUUGUUACGGAACUGAUUGAGUGUUGUAGCGUUUACAUUGUUUUAUUUACUAAGUAAUCGGAUUCUGUUCACAUUUAAAAGCCUUCUUUAGGUCGAACCAAAUAUUUAUGUCAACAGACGAGUUGUAUUCUUUAUUAUGUCUCAUAAAUGUAACUUUUUAUAUUAAGUUCUUGCAUACGUACAUUCUGGCGGAAUAAAUUUAUUUACUGCUGUA
Homalodisca vitripennis (glassy-winged sharpshooter) is the source of this 7984-nucleotide messenger RNA. It is a transcript of the gene gish, whose product is annotated as casein kinase I. The record is from RefSeq and is a predicted model, not a curated record. The coding region runs from base 277 to 1842 and encodes 521 amino acids. Gene Ontology annotation, cellular component: plasma membrane; nucleus; cytoplasm. Gene Ontology annotation, molecular function: ATP binding; protein serine/threonine kinase activity. Gene Ontology annotation, biological process: peptidyl-serine phosphorylation; signal transduction; positive regulation of canonical Wnt signaling pathway. The transcript has 14 exons. NCBI's taxonomy places the organism in Eukaryota, Metazoa, Arthropoda, Insecta, Hemiptera, Cicadellidae.